Molecule: messenger RNA, 1389 nt
Organism: Hirsutella rhossiliensis
Lineage: Eukaryota; Fungi; Ascomycota; Sordariomycetes; Hypocreales; Ophiocordycipitaceae
Exons: 2
Coding region: 1-1389 (462 amino acids)
Source: RefSeq, a predicted model, not a curated record
AUGGUGCAGCCGCUGCCGCUGCCAAGCGUCGCCAAGGCGCUUGCCCUCCCCGAACUCCUCACCAGCAUCCUCGACUGCCUCUCGGGCGACAUGCGGCACCUCGCACAGGCCGCCCGCGUCAACAAGCAAUGGUUCUCGUGCGGCACCAACGUGCUCUGGCGACAUGCCAGCUGCGAGGCCCUGGCAAAUGUGCCCGACGACCGGCGCCACAUCUACGCCGCAAAGAUCACCUCGCUCACCUUCUCGGGCGGCGAAGAGGCCCUCUACCAUGAGCGCUUCCGGAACCUCGAGUUCAGCAGCCUCAGGCACAUUUCCCUCGACGCCUAUCGUCCGGCAGACUAUGCUUCGUACCCCAUCCGCCAGUACUUUCAGCCGCCCCUCGAGUCCUUUUCCUUCUAUGGCGGCCAUCUCGACCAUGAUCUGCUCGACCAGCUGCGCAGCCAGGCCUGGCGCCUGCGCACCCUCUUGAUCGACUCGCCGGGCCCCCAUGUCGAGGCCUCCUUCUUCCUCGACUUUAUCUCGCGCUACAAGUCGCUCCAGCACAUCAAGUUCCUCUACGGCAUGGACCAUCUCGUUACCGACGACCUCAUACUGCACCUUGCCCAACGAUCAGAUCUCCUGCAGCUCGAGAUUGGAAAGACGUGCUCCGAGCAGCUCCUCGAGCUGGUUUCGUCGCGCAUCGCCCAUCCUUUCAGAGACCUCCGCGCCAUCCACAUUGCUCUCACCUCUGCAGCCGUCCCCUCGGCCGCCAAACUCUUUCCACGCGUCACUUAUCUUGGCUUGGACGUUCGAGACGCCGGCGUCAACGUCAUGCAGUCGCUUUCCUCCCUGUCUGCCCUGCGUCACUUUGCCUUGACCUUCGCCGCCGACACCCGACUUUCCCUUGAGGAGCUCUUGUCUCUGAAGAAGCUCUCCAGGCUCCAGGAGCUUACGAUAGAACCGAAUGAAAGGGAAACCGACCCAACCGUCACCGCUCUCGAGGCCGCCUUCUCCGACAAGCACUUUGAUGAUAUCGUUUCUCACCUCCCCUCUCUACGCCGCCUCAGCUUCUUGGUGCAGUGCACACUGUCUGCCGCCGCCCUGCUGUCUCUCGCCAAGCACUGCCCGCUGCUCGAGGAGUGCAACAUGCUUCCAGUCUUUGACAUCCGAAUGCUGGAGAGCGAGGCUCGCCGCAACAGCCCCCUGUUUCCCAAGCUGCGUUUUUUGGAGGUGGGUGGCUUUCGCCCAUCGACCCCGAACGGCGAGCAGAGUGCCGAACAAACACCUCCCCAGGACCUCAUCGACCUCAUGAAGAAGUCCUUUCCUAAGCUGAAGGAACUCUACGUCAGCGCCGACGAUGAAUACUCGGCAGCGGUGGCCGACGAAUUUUCAGCCUCGGAUAGCGACUGA